AAAGCGAUUUGGAUCCCAAAAAACCAUACAAGUGCGAAGCUUCAAAUUCUAACGGAAAAUUAGUAUCUGAUAUUACUGCACCAUCAAUACGUGUCAAUAAGCCUACUAUUGCUCUGAUGAGUAGAAAGGAGGGUGACAGGAUUGUGUUGGAGUGCCAGCUGCUUGAUUAUUUCCCAGAGAAAAUUACGGUAAAUUGGUUUGAGGGUGAUAAUCAUGUCAAAGGUCAAAUUGAUAAGAAGUUUCAGAACACUGAUAAAGGCGAGAAAAAGUACACUUUCAUAAGUCAGUUAUCCAUCAGUGCCCAAUAUGAAGACAAAAGGUACGCUUGUAAAGCCACCCACAACUCUGAAGAAUUCAAGAAAGAAUAUGACAUGUGCAUGGCCAAGCCUUUGUCCAAACCUUCAAUCCAAAUGAAGAAAUCUCAUCUCAGAGACAUUAUACUUGAGAAUAAGGUCACAGUUUCCUGUGUUGUUGAAACACCAGACAACACUAAAGUGUCAUGGUUGACAGAUAGUGUAAGGAAAACAGCCACCACAGAAUACAGAGACCAAUUCAAUAAUAUUGUGAGCAACUUGACUUUGUCCAGAAAUGAUUGGUUGACCCUUAAGACCGCCGUUGUUUGUACAGCUAAACAUCCAUGUUUCCCAGAAGUGAAGGAUGAAAUUCAAACUGUUAAUAUAAAGACAGAUCCUGUAGUGGUGAUCAGGAGGCGUUUCGUGAAAUCAACGCAGACAGACAGUCCUGUGCUGGAGUGUGUUGUAAAUGGUCUCCCGUCUGGUGAGGUCUGCAUCAACUUCCAGGCAAAUCAAAUAGAUAUCUCAGUAUUAAGUUGUGUGGAUUGGGCCCUGUCCGAAAACAUUUGGUCCUUGACCAAACAGUUCCCAAUACCUAAAGAGCACCAGAGGAAUGGAAAAACCUUUACCUGUAAAGUUCAAAGGCCCUUCAAAUCCUGGACAUCCAAACCUACUGGAAACAUUUUUGGCGAUCCUACCAUACAGCUUGCUGUUGUUCCCAGUGUUGGUCAGUCUAGUUCAGACCAACAGAAGCUGCUGUGUUCUGUGACAGGAUUCAACCCAAAUAUCAAGUGGCUAUCAGAUUCAGUGGUUAAACCUGGCCGAGAUUUAGACCUCACAAUGAUGGAAGAUGGACGUGUGAAAGUAUACAGUGAGAUAUCAGUGCCACGGCAAGAGUGGAAUCAAGGGAUCACUUACACCUGUGAGAUUAAUAACGGACUCGGUGAAAGAAGUGCUGAGAAAAACACCAGUAUUUGUGCAGCACAAUCUUUGUCCAAACCUUCAAUACAAAUGAAGAAAUCUCAUCUCAGAGACAUUAUACAGGAGAAUAAGGUCACAGUUACCUGUGUUGUUGAAGCACCAGACAACACUAAAGUGUCAUGGUUGACAGAUAGUGCAAGGAAAACAGCCACCACAGAAUACAGAGACCAGUUCAAUAAUACUGUGAGCAACUUGACUUUGUUCAGAAAUGAUUGGUUGACCCUUAAGACCGUUGUUUGUACAGCUAAACAUCCAUGUUUCCCAGAAGUGAAGGAUGAAAUUCAAACUGUUAAUAUAAAGACAGAUCCUGUAGUGGUGAUCAGGAGGCGUUUCGUGAAAUCAACGCAGACAGACAGUCCUGUGCUGGAGUGUGUUGUAAAUGGUCUCCCGUCUGGUGAGGUCUGCAUCAACUUCCAGGCAAAUCAAAUAGAUAUCUCAGUAUUAAGUUGUGUGGAUUGGGCCCCGUCCGAAAACAUUUGGUCCUUGACCAAACAGUUCCCAAUACCUAAAGAGCACCAGAGGAAUGGAAAAACCUUUACCUGUAAAGUUCAAAGGCCCUUCAAAUCCUGGACAUCCAAACCUACUGGAAACAUUUUUGGCAAUGCUACCAUACAGCUUGCUGUUGUUCCCAGUGUUGGUCAGUCUAGUUCAGACCAACAGAAGCUGCUGUGUUCUGUGACAGGAUUCAACCCAAAUAUCAAGUGGCUAUCAGAUUCAGUGGUUAAACCUGGCCGAGAUUUAGACCUCACAAUGAUGGAAGAUGGACGUGUAAAAGUAUACAGUGAGAUAUCGGUGCCACAGCAAGAGUGGAAUCAAGGGAUCACUUACACCUGUGAGAUUAAUAACGGACUUGGUGCAAGAAUUGCUGAGAAAAGCACCAGUCUUUGUGCAGCUGAUAUAAAGACAGAUCCUGUAGUGGUGAUCAGGAAGCGUUUCGUGAAAUCAACGCAGACAGACAGUCCUUUGCUGGAGUGUGUUGUAAAUGGUCUCCCGUCUGGUGAGGUCUGCAUCAACUUCCAGCUUGCUGUUGUUCCCAGUGUUGGUCAGUCUAGUUCAGACCAACAGAAGCUGCUGUGUUCUGUGACAGGAUUCAACCCAAAUAUCAAGUGGCUAUCAGAUUCAGUGGUUAAACCUGGCCGAGAUUUAGACCUCACAAUGAUGGAAGAUGGACGUGUAAAAGUAUACAGUGAGAUAUCGGUGCCACAGCAAGAGUGGAAUCAAGGGAUCACUUACACCUGUGAGAUUAAUAACGGACUUGGUGCAAGAAUUGCUGAGAAAAGCACCAGUAUUUGUGCAGCACAAUCUUUGUCCAAACCUUCAAUACAAAUGAAGAAAUCUCAUCUCAGAGACAAACAGGAGAAUAAGGUCACAGUUACCUGUGUUGUUGAAGCACCAGACAACACUAAAGUGUCAUGGUUGACAGAUAGUGCAAGGAAAACAGCCACCACAGAAUACAGAGACCAGUUCAAUAAUACUGUGAGCAACUUGACUUUGUUCAGAAAUGAUUGGUUGACCCUUAAGACCGUUGUUUGUACAGCUAAACAUCCAUGUUUCCCAGAAGUGAAGGAUGAAAUUCAAACUGUUAAUAUAAAGACAGAUCCUGUAGUGGUGAUCAGGAGGCGUUUCGUGAAAUCAACGCAGACAGACAGUCCUGUGCUGGAGUGUGUUGUAAAUGGUCUCCCGUCUGGUGAGGUCUGCAUCAACUUCCAGGCAAAUCAAAUAGAUAUCUCAGUAUUAAGUUGUGUGGAUUGGGCCCCGUCCGAAAACAUUUGGUCCUUGACCAAACAGUUCCCAAUACCUAAAGAGCACCAGAGGAAUGGAAAAACCUUUACCUGUAAAGUUCAAAGGCCCUUCAAAUCCUGGACAUCCAAACCUACUGGAAACAUUUUUGGCAAUGCUACCAUACAGCUUGCUGUUGUUCCCAGUGUUGGUCAGUCUAGUUCAGACCAACAGAAGCUGCUGUGUUCUGUGACAGGAUUCAACCCAAAUAUCAAGUGGCUAUCAGAUUCAGUGGUUAAACCUGGCCGAGAUUUAGACCUCACAAUGAUGGAAGAUGGACGUGUAAAAGUAUACAGUGAGAUAUCGGUGCCACAGCAAGAGUGGAAUCAAGGGAUCACUUACACCUGUGAGAUUAAUAACGGACUUGGUGCAAGAAUUGCUGAGAAAAGCACCAGUAUUUGUGCAGCACAAUCUUUGUCCAAACCUUCAAUACAAAUGAAGAAAUCUCAUCUCAGAGACAUUAUACAGGAGAAUAAGGUCACAGUUACCUGUGUUGUUGAAGCACCAGACAACACUAAAGUGUCAUGGUUGACAGAUAGUGCAAGGAAAACAGCCACCACAGAAUACAGAGACCAGUUCAAUAAUACUGUGAGCAACUUGACUUUGUUCAGAAAUGAUUGGUUGACCCUUAAGACCGUUGUUUGUACAGCUAAACAUCCAUGUUUCCCAGAAGUGAAGGUUGAAAUUCAAACUGCUGAUAUAAAGACAGAUCCUGUAGUGGUGAUCAGGAGGCGUUUCGUGAAAUCAACGCAGACAGACAGUCCUGUGCUGGAGUGUGUUGUAAAUGGUCUCCCGUCUGGUGAGGUCUGCAUCAACUUCCAGGCAAAUCAAAUAGAUAUCUCAGUAUUAAGUUGUGUGGAUUGGGCCCCGUCCGAAAACAUUUGGUCCUUGACCAAACAGUUCCCAAUACCUAGAGAGCACCAGAGGAAUGGAAAAACCUUUACCUGUAAAGUUCAAAGGCCCUUCAAAUCCUGGACAUCCAAACCUACUGGAAACAUUUUUGGCGAUCCUACCAUACAGCUUGCUGUUGUUCCCAGUGUUGGUCAGUCUAGUUCAGACCAACAGAAGCUGCUGUGUUCUGUGACAGGAUUCAACCCAAAUAUCAAGUGGCUAUCAGAUUCAGUGGUUAAACCUGGCCGAGAUUUAGACCUCACAAUGAUGGAAGAUGGACGUGUGAAAGUAUACAGUGAGAUAUCGGUGCCACAGCAAGAGUGGAAUCAAGGGAUCACUUACACCUGUGAGAUUAAUAACGGACUUGGUGCAAGAAUUGCUGAGAAAAGCACCAGUAUUUGUGCAGCACAAUCUUUGUCCAAACCUUCAAUACAAAUGAAGAAAUCUCAUCUCAGAGACAUUAUACAGGAGAAUAAGGUCACAGUUACCUGUGUUGUUGAAGCACCAGACAACACUAAAGUGUCAUGGUUGACAGAUAGUGCAAGGAAAACAGCCACCACAGAAUACAGAGACCAGUUCAAUAAUACUGUGAGCAACUUGACUUUGUUCAGAGAUGAUUGGUUGACCCUUAAGACCGUUGUUUGUACAGCUAAACAUCCAUGUUUCCCAGAAGUGAAGGAUGAAAUUCAAACUGCUGAUAUAAAGACAGAUCCUGUAGUGGUGAUCAGGAGGCGUUUCGUGAAAUCAACGCAGACAGACAGUCCUGUGCUGGAGUGUGUUGUAAAUGGUCUCCCGUCUGGUGAGGUCUGCAUCAACUUCCAGGCAAAUCAAAUAGAUAUCUCAGUAUUAAGUUGUGUGGAUUGGGCCCCGUCCGAAAACAUUUGGUCCUUGACCAAACAGUUCCCAAUACCUAAAGAGCACCAGAGGAAUGGAAAAACCUUUACCUGUAAAGUUCAAAGGCCCUUCAAAUCCUGGACAUCCAAACCUACUGGAAACAUUUUUGGCGAUCCUACCAUACAGCUUGCUGUUGUUCCCAGUGUUGGUCAGUCUAGUUCAGACCAACAGAAGCUGCUGUGUUCUGUGACAGGAUUCAACCCAAAUAUCAAGUGGCUAUCAGAUUCAGUGGUUAAACCUGGCCGAGAUUUAGACCUCACAAUGAUGGAAGAUGGACGUGUGAAAGUAUACAGUGAGAUAUCGGUGCCACAGCAAGAGUGGAAUCAAGGGAUCACUUGUCAAACUAAAAAUAAUACUACAACUGCUGAGAAACGCGCCAGUAUUUGCACAGUGAUUGCACCAUCCAGUCAGCGGGCAGAGGUCUACCUGGUGGGUCCAUCCCUCAGUAGUGUGAGAUCUGACACCUCUGUGACUUUGACAUGUUUGGUGGUUGGUCAGAGUGUCAAGUUGUUCUCCAUUCAAUGGAAAGUCAAUGGUAAGGUUCCCAAUCCAAAAGGCCAUGAACAAGAGCCUAGAGAUCAUAACAAUGGGACUCAAAGCAAAGAAAGUAUUUUGAAGUGUUCAGUUAGAGACUGGAAUGCAUAUGCUCUCUUCACCUGUGAGGUUAAGCAUCUGUGCUCAACAUAUACACAUCAGAAGAACAUCUCAAAAACUCGAGACCCCAAACAACCCACUGUCAGAAUCCUCAGACCCUCAGAUAGUGAUCUCUCUGGACUCCAAAAUCCCAGCCUUCUUUGUUUAAUCACUGGUUUCUUCCCGUCUGAUAUCUCUGUGCAGUGGAAACUAAAUGGGACGCAACUAGAUGCGUCUCAGUUCACUAACAGUCCUGUGGCUGCUCACACUUCAGGAGGUUUUACAAUGCAUAGUGCCCUGAUGCUGCCUGCAUCAGAGAGGAAGGAUGGCACGUUCUCGUGUGUUGUUUCUCAUGAGUCAUCCCAAAAUCCAAUCAGCGCCACUGUAGAGAACUUGUAUGCCUCGUUGAUUCGCUCUCCUCCAUCUGUAGAGCUGCUGCAGGGUACUAGUGUGCCUGAGCUAGUGUGCCUGGUAUUUGGUUUCAGCCCACCUGACAUCAACAUCACCUGGUGGCUAGGUAAGACUGAGAUGCCUGCCCGCAGCAUCUCUCACCCUGCAAAAGGCCCUGAUGGAAAAUUUAGCAUCCAAAGUCACCUGGAACUCCAAUCUUCAGACUGGGUACCUGGUGAGGUGUACACAUGUGAGGUCACUCAUGUUACUGGUAUCCUGUCUCCUAACAUCUCAACGAAAACAGAAUUGUUUGAAGAGGCUAUAUUUUUGAAUGAGAACAAACCUGAAGCUAUUACACAGGAUACAGUUGAAGAGGCCUGGAACAUGGCCUGUGCCUUCCUCGUCCUCUUCCUCCUUUCUCUUCUCUAUGGGUGCACAGUGACUUUGGUCAAAGUCAGGCUUACAUGAGCAAUAUUUUGUGUUUAUGUUUUCUAGAUUAAUUUGCUUCUUGGUUGUUGUUGUUUUGUUUAUGUCUUUCAGUUGACAUAACUUUGCAAAAUUAUAUGGUAAAUGUCAGCUUUUCGCCUUGUGACCAUUUAAAUAUGAAUGAAAAAAAUAUAUAAACAUUUUUUUUGUUGUUGUUGUUGUUAUUAUUAGCAGUGCAUGUAACA
Carassius auratus (goldfish) is the source of this 6532-nucleotide messenger RNA. RefSeq lists its product as uncharacterized. Lineage: Eukaryota; Metazoa; Chordata; Actinopteri; Cypriniformes; Cyprinidae. The record is from RefSeq and is a predicted model, not a curated record.